AAAAUCAUAUCCACACUUCAUUAAAGUGUAAGAUAGAGCUUGGCAAGGGGAAGAGAAGAAGAACAAACAUCUACUUCCACAGCAUGGAACAAGUCAAGCUGCUAGGAGCUUGGCCAAGUCCCUUUGCUUACAGGGUCAUUUGGGCUCUGAAACUCAAGGGAGUGAGCUAUGAAUACAUUGAUGAGAAUAUCUUUAACAAAAGUGAGUUGCUUCUACAGUAUAACCCCGUUUAUAAAAAGAUUCCUGUGUUGGUUCAUGGUGGGAAACCUGUAGCUGAGUCCAUCGUCAUUCUUGAGUACAUAGAAGAUACCUGGCCUCAGAAUCCCUUGCUCCCAGAAGACCCUUAUGAGAGAGCUAUGGCUAGGUUCUGGACCAAGUUUGAAGAGGAUAAGAGCCAAACUUUCUUUGCUUUCUUUCGAACUGUGGGAGAACAACAAGAGAAGGCCGUAAAAGAAGCAAGAGAACUGCUGGGAAUCGUGGAAGAGCAUGGUCUUGGGGACAAGAAGUUUUUUGGUGGUGACAAGAUUGGAUUAGUUGAUAUAGCGUUUGGAUGGAUAGCUGGCUGGCUUGAAGUCAUGCAAAAGGCAGUCGGUGUCAAGUUACUGGAAGCUGAAAGCUUCCCUCGUUUACAAGCUUGGAUCAAGAACUUCAGGGAAGUUCCUGUCAUCAAAGAAAACCUUCCUGAUUAUGAUGGAAUGCUGGCCUAUUUCAGAUGCCGAAGAGAGAUGUUUAUCGCAUCAGCAACAUCGCAUGCAUAAUACAUUGCGAUUCUUUUGCAUUUUAAUGAAUGUGAUCCCCUACUAGUUUGAGAUUAGGACUUAGUUGUUAUGUUCCUGGAGUACAUUUGAUGAGGGAGAAUAUUGAAUCACUCUAACAAUGACUUCUAAUUUGUCAAGGAUUUUCUAUUACUCCUUAUUAUGAAAUCAGGGUCCAUUUCAUUAA
Molecule: messenger RNA, 942 nt
Organism: Hevea brasiliensis (rubber tree)
Lineage: Eukaryota; Viridiplantae; Streptophyta; Magnoliopsida; Malpighiales; Euphorbiaceae
Product: probable glutathione S-transferase
Exons: 2
Coding region: 84-758 (224 amino acids)
Biological process (GO): glutathione metabolic process
Cellular component (GO): cytoplasm
Molecular function (GO): glutathione transferase activity
Source: RefSeq, a predicted model, not a curated record